This is a messenger RNA of Entamoeba dispar SAW760, 792 nucleotides long. RefSeq names its product palmitoyltransferase PFA3, putative. NCBI's taxonomy places the organism in Eukaryota, Evosea, Mastigamoebida, Endamoebidae. Gene Ontology annotation, biological process: peptidyl-L-cysteine S-palmitoylation; protein targeting to membrane. The transcript is spliced from 2 exons. The coding region runs from base 1 to 792 and encodes 263 amino acids. Gene Ontology annotation, molecular function: protein-cysteine S-palmitoyltransferase activity. The record is from RefSeq and is a predicted model, not a curated record. Gene Ontology annotation, cellular component: Golgi apparatus; endoplasmic reticulum.
AUGCCAUUAUCUUCAACUCAACAAAAAUAUAUUAAUGCAUUUAUUAUUAUUAUUACAAUAGGAAGUAUUUGUGGAGUAAUAAUAUUAUUUUAUUUAUUUGUGUUUCCAUUAUAUCAGAUAAACUUUUUUAUUAAAACAGUCCAUGUUAUUUUUCAUUGUUAUGUUAUUUAUUCAUUACUUUAUUUUUAUAUUAAGUGUAUUAUUUCUGUACCUUCAAAAAAUUUAUUAUUAUACAAUCAAUUAUUUCCUAAAUAUAUUGAACAGUAUGGUGAAAGACAUUGUGAGUAUUGUAAAAAAUCUAAACCAUUAAGAACUCACCAUUGUUCUACAUGUAAACAAUGUAUAGGAAGAUAUGACCAUCAUUGUUUACUUAUUUGUAAUUGUAUAGGAGAUUAUACAAUACGAUUAUUUAUUAACACCAUUAUAUAUUUUUUUAUAGGGUCUAUUUAUCUUAUUGGGAUGAUUAGUUAUUUGUAUUAUAAUACUUUAUUUAAAAAUAUUCCUUUAAUUUCAGUAGCAAGUUGUUGUUGUAUUUUUGGAGUAUCAGUAGCAAUUACAGUAUCAAUGGGAUUAUAUCUUAUUUAUUAUUUCUAUUUAAUUUAUAAUAAUUAUACAACAAUUGAAUUGAUUGCUUUGUUAUCUGAAAAUAAAAAAGUAUUAAAUUAUAAUAGGGGAUUUUAUAAUAAUUGGAAAGAAAUAAUGUUAUACAAUAUUGACCUUCCUUUGGUUUAUUCAUUUCUUCCUAUGGAUCCUUUAACUUGGAGCAGUAGUAAUAGUAGUAAAAUUAAAUAA